AUGAAAUCUCAAACAAUCUACUCAUCAUUAUUAUUGUGCAUUUUGAUUUUUACUCAUUUUCUAACAAUAUCAGCUGAAAGAUGUGUCGAUAUUCUAGAUCCUACAAAUCCUUCUGAUACAGUAAUUAUAGACUGUCCACCUACAACGAAUAAUGAUGUUUACGUUAAGCAUCAAACCAGCAAUUUCUUUGAAGUAACUCUUAAUUGUUCAGCUACUGCAGCCUUGUGUAAUAAUAUCAAAGAGGCCUUUAAUGACGCUGGAAAAGAAAUAUCAAAAGUAUUGAAGUUAAAACAGAUAAUCAAAGUAAAUGCUACUUUUACAGACUUUAAUAAUGCAGCUAUAUUAGGUUCUGCAAGUAGUGCACGAUAUAUACCACUGACCUCAGAUGAUAAGAUCAUAAGACGCUAUCCUCAAGCCCUUGUAAAACAAUUUUCUUUAGAUGUACAUCCUGAAUAUAAUGAUUACGAUAUUAUUGCAAGAUUUAAUUCAGCCCAAGAUUGGUGGUUUAGAACCGUUAACGAAACAAUCGGUUCUGAUCAAUUUGAUUUUUAUGCAGUUAUAUUACAUGAACUUAUACAUGGACUUGGAUUCUCAUCAAGUUGGGGUAAUUACAUUGAGCUUGCAGAUAAUCAAAAUAUCACUGGUCUUACUCCUAAUGUCAAUUUCAAUGAUGACAGUCAAUUUGAAGGAUUUACAGAACGUAUUUUUGACAAAUAUGUAAAGUUCAUACCAAAUGGUGUAGCAAGCACAUCGACAUAUUACACUUCACAGUUAAAUGAGUCGAUACCUAUUGGAACUUCAUUCAAUAAUAUCUCAGAAUUUGUCACUCAAAUAAAAUCUUCUCCACAAUGGAAUUAUGCAGAAUUUGCAUUAUUAUCUGCCAUUACUAAUGGUAGUUUAACCUUUACCCCUGCGAAAAACACAAGUUGUAAUGAUGAAAUUUAUUUAGAAUCUAGUCUAAAUCCUUAUGUUCAAGGUUCUAGUAUAAGUCAUGUCAGUUUAAUAUAUGAAUCAACUUCUGAUUUUUUGAUGAAAUAUAUUUUCAAUCGUGGAGAAUCACUAGAAUAUUUAGUCCAAAGAGGUGGAAAUUACUCAUCUCCAAUUGGACCCAGAAUUUUGUCUAUACUUGAAACAAUAGGAUAUGAAACAUAUGCUUAUCCUAAUCCAAUUAUACCUACAUAUGAAUGUUAA
Diversispora eburnea is the source of this 1191-nucleotide messenger RNA. The record is from the annotation of a GenBank genome assembly. NCBI's taxonomy places the organism in Eukaryota, Fungi, Glomeromycota, Glomeromycetes, Diversisporales, Diversisporaceae.